This is a messenger RNA of Hydractinia symbiolongicarpus, 2462 nucleotides long. RefSeq lists its product as uncharacterized. The transcript is spliced from 2 exons. The record is from RefSeq and is a predicted model, not a curated record. Bases 1682 to 2206 code for a protein of 174 amino acids. NCBI's taxonomy places the organism in Eukaryota, Metazoa, Cnidaria, Hydrozoa, Anthoathecata, Hydractiniidae.
GUUUAAUAGCUUGCCCUGUUUAAUGUUGUUGUUGUUAAAGUAUUGUAUUUAUAAAUUCUUAAAUCAAUGAGUAAUCGUAAGUAACGCCACGUGGUUUGCACCAAAUUAUGCGCGCAGCACCAAAUUAUUGCGCGCGUACAACUCAACAUCACUUGAUUCGCAUCAAAUUAUUGCGCGCCACAACUCAAUGUCACGUGGUUUGCAUCCAAUUAUGCGUGUGCACAACUCAGCAUGACUUAAUUCGCCUCAAAUUAUUGCGCGCGCACAACUCAACGUCACAUAGUUUGCACUAAAUUAUAGUGUACGCACAACUAAACAUCACUUGAUUCGCAUCUAAUUAUUGCGCGCGCACAAUUGAUUCCGCAUUCAUAACAGAGCGAAGAAAUGUCAUCACCGACGUCACACUUCUCUUUUAGGUCGAGACAGUGCAAUUGCGUUCAUCCGAAAUUUUAAACUCAAGUAUAGCAUCAACCAGUACGAUUUUCAAUAUUAUAAAUUGCACGGAAAUGUUAAGAUUUUCUCUGGUAACAGAAGAGUCAACCAGGUUGUUUACCGAAAAUUCGAACACGCCAUCCAAGCACGUGUCAUACGACUUGAAGUUGUCAAAUAUUACGGCAGACCUUGUUUACGAUUCGAGUUAUACGGUUGUAUUAACACUAGUUUGACCACCACCCCUACGGAGAGCGGCCCUACAACAGUGACAGGUGGUGUUAAACGUUCUACACAAACGACUAAAGGUAUUCUUGUUUGUUAUGUUCGUCUGUUUGUUUGUUUGUCGGCUAGAAACGUCUACUGAGCCGUCGCAAAAAUAGAAAUGAAAUAUACAACGGAAAUUUCUGCCAACCAAUCUAAAUGCUCAAAAUUAUUCCGCUUAGCGGAAAAAAGGCGUUAGAUCUUGUCUACAAUUUAGGAUGAGAGGAGAAAACAGUGUAAGCAUAGCUUUUGACACCAGUUCAGAAAAAAUAGAAUUUAAACUCCGAUUACUUUUUUUCUUCUUCUAACAGCUAAGUUAACUGUUUUACGUAUUAACCAUCAUCGUUAUUAUUGUUUUUUCUUUGGAUUUCCCCAUUCUUUCGUAAGAUUUGUUGUUUUUCAUUUCCCUGAUGAACUUCCCAAUUUAGUUUGAUAUUAAGCAAGUUAUCAAAGGCUAUCAUUUGUUAAGUCAACCACCCAUGAACAAAAAUUCUCCAGCAUCAAAAAAUGAUUUUACUCUAGUCCAUCAAUGUGCAGCAGUUUGUUUCUGAUCAAUUUUAAGACUUGAUUAAUUGGAACUUAAGAGGUAAAAAUGUCCCACUUAUUGAUUUUGUUUGCGUAUAUCAGAAUUUAACUUGUGAGGAGGACCCUGCCAACGUUCUACAGUCGAUCAACACACAAACAUAGUACAAUGCUUCACAAUUUUUUUAAUGCAAUGCAUUCAAAAUCCUUCUUUUUUGUCUUCUACACUUUGAAGUCAUUGCACUCAAGUCCUAUUUAAGCAAUAUUUUUUAGUUGAUAAGAUCAAAAAAUUGGUCUUACUAAGCGCAAGUCCAGCUUAUCAAGACUAGAUCAAUGGUACCAAUAUCUAAUUAGCCCCACUUAUUCAAACUGCGAAAUAAUGUUCCAAAAACACAUCGAACAUUAAUAUAUUUAUCUAACUUGAGUUCGCCUUUUACAUACAUUUGAAACAGGCUUCUAUCAAACAAUGUUCUACGUUGCCGUUUUAGUCACGACCAAAACAGAAAAUCAAUUCGACGAUCUAUCUACUUAUGAAGAUGAUAAAGAGAGUGUAACUGAUACAUCAAGAGAAAGUUCCAUGCUGAUGCAGUCACAAACGUCGCAAGAUUCUUUAGAAACACUAGAUGACAAAAAUAUUCCAAGUGACUUAUUAGAAGAUGAAAAUGCUUCUCCAGAAGGAAACGUCAAAGAAGACAUGAAUGGCUACAAAGAAAAAUUAGGGGAAGAGACAAUGGGACAAAAGGAAAAAGAAAAAUCACUAGCUUCCAUCAAUUCUCGAGCUAAUAAUAAAAAUAUCUACAGUGAAGUUGAUCAAUCUAGAAAAAAUAGGCGUAAACCUUUUAACAGAAAAUUUGGUCACAAAACAAGAAAACUGCGACAAGGAUCUAUAAACCCAGUUGGUGUUACAGCUCCCGUAAAAAAACGCAACUGCACAACGAAAAAGCCAUAUUGCUUCGCUCCAAUAGGUAGCCUUACAAUUUUUUUAACAUGAUUUUAUUUAAACGGUUGAUAGGAAUGCUUAAAUCUACUUUUUUCGCAUGCAGGAUUUUCAAUUCAAGGAAGUGUAGGGAGUUGUCGUGAAUUUCAAUGGGUGUAAAAUGUGAACCUGUUUUUCAAUAUAUUCAAAGGGAAAUAUAUAUUUAAUAUAUAGAAUAUAUAUUGCAGUAUAUAUUUAAAGCAAACACAUCAGCUUCUGGUUGAAGGGCAGGAGAAAAUAAAGAAUUUAUCGACCUUUAUUUAUAGAAAGC